Messenger RNA from Gadus morhua (Atlantic cod), 1429 nucleotides. It is a transcript of the gene ccdc69, whose product is annotated as coiled-coil domain containing 69. Gene Ontology annotation, cellular component: cytoplasm; nucleus. NCBI's taxonomy places the organism in Eukaryota, Metazoa, Chordata, Actinopteri, Gadiformes, Gadidae. The transcript has 9 exons. The record is from RefSeq and is a predicted model, not a curated record. The coding region runs from base 272 to 1180 and encodes 302 amino acids. Gene Ontology annotation, molecular function: microtubule binding.
CAAUAGGGGUGCAACUGCACAGAUCUCCAUCUAAAAGCGAGACGGAUGCACCCAUGAGCACCAUCCGUGAUCGAAUCAAGUGUAAAUUGUAGAUCUAGACCCCGUCAAGAGAAUCAGUGUUUUUGGACUAUCCAAGCCCCUCCCAUCUGUUCCGCGGAGUGGCGCGGCCAAGAUAGGUUUCUGCCGGUGCAGUUGAGACGAGAUAGACGCUGUUUCAAAGUUGUCAAUGAGAAGAAAAGUUUGAAGGCAAGACUACUAAGAAGGACUAGGAAUGGGUUGUGCCCCUAGCAAGAAGAAAAGCCGAAGCAAGAAGAGCCAUAAGGAGGGAAAGAAAUACAACGAUGGAGUUAGUGGUAAGGUCGCGUCGGACGACGUGGACGUGUGUGUCCAAAAGCAGCUGGAGCGGUUCGAGUGGCAGCUGAGGAUUCUGAAGCAAGUGCUCUCAGCCAAUGGGGCGCAGGAGAGGGCGGAGCUCCUCAAAGACCACUCCCACGAUGAGCUGUUCGCGAUCAUCCAGAACUUCACGGAAAAGGUCUGCACAGAAACCACCGCCGACCUGAGCGCUGUCCACGAUCAGAGGAGCAAGCGACGGACUGAGGAGCACGAGAGGGCAGUGGAAGAGCUGCAGAGGCAGCAGCAGCAGGAGAAGAACGACCUCACAGAGAGCUUCCAGGCAGCAGAGACCCUCCUCAAGGGCCAGGUGGAGACGCUGACGGCAGACCUCCAGGUGUACAACCAGCUGAAGAAGAGGGUCCAGGCGUCCACCUUUAAGAAGGACCUACUGCGCAAUAUACAGGCCCAUGGCAGCCCAGGGGCAUUCUGGGAGUCGGAGCAGGAGUCCCUCCUCUUUGUCAUCGAGAUGAAGAGUGAGCGUGUAGAGGAGCAGGGCAAGAAGCUUUACCAGCUGCAAACUUUGGCAGAGAAGAACCUGUCGCUGGAGGAGCAGAUCAUCCACAACCUGCAGCAGAACGAGGAUCUGCGUGUCCGAAUGGACAACUAUCAGAGCCUCAUCCAGCAACUGUCGAAGGAGCAGAAUGAGCUGAAGGGGGCGCUGGAGAGGCAGACGGGGGUCAACCAAAAGCUGUCUCAGGAGAAGGAACAGCUGGUGUUCCGGCUGCGCCACCGAGACACCUGUCCCAGCAUGCACCUGCCCGUCAUGCUGGCCGAGGUGGCGCCCUGAACGUGAACGGGAAGCCCCUCCUUGAAAUGAGGCCGGGGAAACACCGCCCCCCUGGAGUCCCAGCCAUACACCGGAGACAAAACUUCUGCAGAAUCUUCUGGAACCUACCGACCGUCUCCAGCCAUGGUGCCGCUCCCUUCUUCCCCACCCACAACCCCCCUGUGUACCAUGGGCAGGGCCGUCGGACUGCGGGGACCAAGGGGACAGUUGUGGGGGGGCCCAAGGCAGAUGACAAAAAAAAAAAAAAAA